AUGGCUACGGUGACUACACCCCCUCCUGCUCCAUCACCUAUCAACACGCAAGUAGCGGUCCACUCGAAUGUCCUUAAUGACAUAGAGGAGCAUUUCGCCAGUACCCCUAACAUCGGGGAGAUGGUCACAACAAGCUGUCAAAUCUUCCAACGCCUUGAACCUUGGGGAAGCGUCCGGUCCAAUCACGCCAAAGCGCAAGCCGUCAUUCCUGGAGUCAAGCGAGCUGUAGUAAGCCACUGCAAAACUCUCGAUCUCAGCGUUCAAGUGUCCGAAAAUGGCUAUCUACUGGCUGACAGUGGUGCCGCCCUCUUCGACUAUCUCGAAAACGCCGAAAGUUACUCAUUGGACGAGAUGCGCGACUAUUUUGAGCAAGUCACAAUAGAGUCCAAGGAACUCGAGGAGUCGACAAAAACUACAGUGGCUGCCAUCCGCGCUGACAGGACGAAGCUUAUUCAGGUCAAGGAUGAGAUUCGAAAUGCAGUACAGGCGAUUGACAAGGAAAGAGCCGACAAUGAGCAGGCAAUUGCCAGUGCGAGGAGUUGGUCCAGAUUCUUGGGUGGUGCGUCAGCAGCCAUCAAUACUGUCGGCCAUCUCCCUCGUAUGCUACCUGAGAACGAGGAAACACAAGCCCUGGUCGUCCUUCUUCCUCUACUCAUCACUGUUCUCGAUUGGGGGAUCGUCCAUCUCAGGGAGAGCAGUGAAAGCAAUAUUAUCGAACGAAAGGCUGGUGUUCAGUCCUGCGGUGAUGCUAUCUCCAAACUCGAAGCUGCAGUGGAGGACCUGCAGGCCUUCGAGACCCACAUGGACAACAUCGCAGCCUUUUGGAUCAAAGUACAAAUGGUUUUACACCGCAUUUGUAGGGGUCUCGACGCUUUGAAUAGGGAUAGAGUUGCUCGCUACAGAUUCAAGAAGAUAAAGGAGGACUUUAUAACUGCGAGGGAGAACUUCCUGCUUUAUAAGACGGGUAUUGUCCGACUCAGGGACUAUUUCCCGCCACAAAUCACUGACUGA
Serendipita indica DSM 11827 is the source of this 1011-nucleotide messenger RNA. The record is from the annotation of a GenBank genome assembly. Lineage: Eukaryota; Fungi; Basidiomycota; Agaricomycetes; Sebacinales; Serendipitaceae.